This is a messenger RNA of Mya arenaria, 3294 nucleotides long. Its product is annotated as interferon-inducible GTPase 1-like. Lineage: Eukaryota; Metazoa; Mollusca; Bivalvia; Myida; Myidae. The transcript is spliced from 2 exons. Gene Ontology annotation, molecular function: GTPase activity; GTP binding. Bases 130 to 1362 code for a protein of 410 amino acids. Gene Ontology annotation, cellular component: membrane. The record is from RefSeq and is a predicted model, not a curated record.
UCUGUCGCUCCGGUUUACCAUGACGCGUGCGUUUGUGUCAUAAUGUAACAGUCGGACAUUAUUUCAAUCACAUGCUCUUGCAAUGGCAUAGGAUAAGGAAUUACAUAGUUUUUCAUUGGAAGAUAAAGGAUGGCGGCGCAAUUCGAAGCUCAGCCUGACUACAUCCACCAGGAUAUCAAGGAAUGUGUCGAUGUCCUGAAAGUAAUGGGGGUUACCAAAUUUAGCAAACAUCUUCAACGUGAAUUAGACAUGUGGAAACAUACAGACUUGAAUAUUGCAGUUGUCGGAAAUUCAGGAGCUGGAAAAUCAUCCUUGAUCAAUGCUAUUCUUGAUUUAGAAACGGAUGAUGACGGCAUGGCAAAAGUUGGCGUGGUUGAGACAACAAAAACGGUUACGACAUACAGAAAUAAUAACCGACCAAAUCUGGCUUUACAUGAUUUUCCUGGGGUUGGAACACCAAAUUAUCCACAAAAAGGCUACUUCGAUAAGAUAGGUCAUAAGCUCAGUGAAUACGAUUUCUUUUUAAUUGUAUCAAGCGACAGAUUUACCGAAUAUGAUCUAUGGUUUGCGAAACAGAUAAAAAGAGACGAGAAACAUUUUUACUUCGUGAGGACGCACAUCGAUUUGAGUAUCUACAAAGACAAGAGACCAGGUCCCAAAAAGCUUAAAGCCAAAAAGGUAAUGGAGGAAGUGAAAAAGAGCAUAUACGAACCACUGAAAAAGGAGGGAGUAAUCGAUGACGAUUGUCACAUUUUUCUGAUAAACAACGAUGCAAAACUAGAGUUUGACUUCGAAAGGCUGUUACAAACCCUUAUUAAAGACUCACCGGUCCUCAAAAGGCAAACAAUGAUCCUUUCGUUAGCGGCCGAUGUCGAUGAAACAAUAAACGAGAAAGUGAAAAUCUUGAAAGGAAGGAUGUACAAAGUUGCAUUACUGGCUUCAUCAGGAUCAGCCGUACCCGUACCAGGCGUUGGGCUUGCGGCGGAAGCAGCAGUUCUCUAUAAAGAAGGUUGUUUUUAUCGCGAACAGCUUGGCAUAGAUGAUAAGGGUCUCAGAAGAUUAUCAAAUCAUUUGAACAUCGAAAUUGAACAAUUAAUGAAAAACUUUCAUUUGGAGUCCCAUUUGGUUUUGAUAUCAGCAAAAGAGUUAAUUAAAUGGGCAUCUGUACAUGUGGUUUCAGAAGCACUUGAAGAUAUUUCAAAGUUGAUAUUACCAGUACUUGGCAGUCUUAUUUCGGCGGUAGCAAGUUUUCCGCUUUGUUUGAACACUUUGAAUAAGCUUCUGACCAUGUGUGAAACUGAGGCGCGACAAUUACACAACGAAGUUGCACGAUCUGUUUUAAACGACGACAUAAGACAGUGAUUUGAUAAAGAAUUCAUUUUCUGAAUAUGAUGAAGGAACGACCGAUUAAGUGCAAGAGUGAAUUAAAUAUCGCCAUAGAAUAUUAGUGAUACUCCUAGUGCCUUCAUCAGACGGUAUUCUUUCUCUAGACAUGAUAAAUGUCAUCGUAAGCGUAUCAGCUUGAUAUAAAAUAUCUGCACUUUUUAUAAUGGACAAAUGGAUAGUGUCCUGUAUCAUGCGUAGUAUUGUUAUACACCGGGUACAAGGCGUGAAUGAAAAUAACUAAGUGCCCUGUAAUUUGAAUGGUUGCAGAGUAUCAGUACCUGAUUAUUGUAACAGGUAUCCAUUUUAUGUUCAAAUUCUGGAUGUUUGUACAUUAUAUUUCUCAUGUAACUCGUUUGAUAAUAUAUAAUUUCUAUGGUAUUUGGUGUGCAUGACUGCUUUAUUUAAUACCUUUGUAUUUGUUUCAUCAAUUACAAAGUAUCUCAUAUUGUGCGACAUUGCACUUUCAGUCAUCCAUUAUCUAAGCGUUCUUAUUGUUUUACAUUUUUAUAUAAUUAUGCGAGUUCUAAUAAUGAUUUAUAUUAUUAUAGGAUUGGUUCAACAUUCAAUGAUUGUUUUGUUUUAUUGAACAAUUGCAUGACACAUUUGAAUUACUAAAUAUUUUUCAUCGUUUUGCACUUGCUUGACAUAUUUGUAUUUACUUUGUACUAAUAAUAUCAGACCCUGUGCUUUGUUUGCACAGCAACACAAUAAUACUUGAAAUAUGUAUAUAGUUUGACGGAUACAAAUACUGUUUUUGAUUGUUUUAGUUUUUAUUUGUGUUUCAAAAAUCAAAAUUAAUCUUUAUUUCGAUUAUAACGUUUGUAACUAAAUUCAUCUGGAUUAAGUUUACAUGUGCUUUUUAUCUUGAAAUAUAAUUUUUAAUAAAAAAAUAAUUUCGCCUGUUUAUCACCCACACAGUAAAGAUUUUACCUUAUUAUUAUGCCCCCCUUCGAAGAAGAGGGGUAUAUUGCUUUGCACAGGCAUGUCGGUAUGUCGGUCGGUCGGUCCGUCGGUAGACCAAAGCUUGUCCGAGUGAUAACUCAAAAAUUCCUGGACGUAUGGUCAUCAAACUUCACAUGAAGGUUGGGCCUGACCAGUAGAUGACCCCUAUUGAUUUUGGGGGUCAUCGGGUCAAAGGUCAAGGUCACAGUGACCUUUAAUGGUAAAAUAAUUUUAAAGCUUGUCCGAGUGAUAACUCAACAAUGCCUGCACCCAUGGCCCUCAAACUUGACAUGAAGGUUGGGCCUGACCAGUAGAUGACCCCUAUUGUUUUUGGGGGUCAUCAGGCCAAAGGUCAAGGUCACAGUGACCUUGAAUGGUAAAAGGUUGUCCAAGUGAUAACGUGACAAUGCCUGCACCCAUGGCCCUCAAACUUGACAUGGAGGUUGGGCCUGACCAGUAGCUGACCCCUAUUGUUUUUGGGGGUCAUCAGGCCAAAGGUCAAGGUCACAGUGACCUUGAAUGGUAAAAGGUUGUCCGAGUGAUAACGUGACAAUGCCUGCACCCAUGGCCCUCAAACUUGACUUGGAGGUUGGGCCUGACCAGUAGAUGACCCCUAUUGUUUUUGGGCUCAAUGGGUCAAAGGUCAAGGUCACAGUGACCUUGAAUGGUAAAAGGUUGUCCGAGUGAUAACUCAACAAUGCCUGCACCCAUGGCCCUCAAACUUGACUUGGAGGUUGGGCCUGACCAGUAGAUGACCCCUAUGGUUUUUGGGGGUCAUUGGGCCAAAGGUCAAGGUCACAGUGACCUUGAAUGGUAAAAGGUUGUCCGAUUGAUAACUAAACAAUGCCUGCACCCAUGGCCCUCAAACUUGACAUGGAGAAUUGGCCUGACCAGGAGAUGACCCCUAUGGUUUUGGGGGGUCAUCUGGCCAAAGGUCAAGGUCACAGUGACCUGGAAUGGUAAAAG